GUAUAAAAGAGUGGAUUAUCUGUGAUCAGGUUGUAAACUGUACUUUCAGAUCUCUAUCAUCCUUGAAAAACUUGGUCAGCAGGAAACCUUGCAUCUAUGCCCUUCCACGGAGCAUGACCCUAUUCUUAGAGCACGGAAUUUUAUAUAUGCCAACGAGUUAGGGGUGGACCUUUGAUUGCGUAUCCUUAAUAAGCGUUGAUUCAUAUCCUCCACUUGUUUUUCCAUUACAUUUUUGACCCUGAAAUGUGCCUUAUAACAUUCGCUGAAGCAAGGUGAAAGACGAUAGACAAUUUUCCGAGUUCGUUUUCUAUCCCAAUCUUCUGAGAUAGAGAUCAGAACUCUUGUUGUCUUUCCUUCAAACAUUUUCUCUAGAAAACCCUUUCUUUUGUUCUUGCAACUGCUCUGUUGUAUUUGCUUUUGAAAUUAUAAUACAAGAGGAAAAUGGCAUUCAGUGGGACAACAGAGAAAUGCAAGGCCUGUGAUAAGACUGUUCAUUUUAUUGAUUUAUUAUCAGCUGAUGGGGUUUCUUAUCAUAAGACCUGCUUCAAAUGCAGCCAUUGCAAUGGACUUCUGGUGAUGAGCAGCUAUUGCUCAAUGGAAGGAGUCCUAUAUUGCAAGCCUCACUUCGAGCAACUCUUCAAGGAGACUGGCAGUUAUACAAAGAAAUUUCAAGCUGGGAAUUCCGACAAGCCAAAUGGAUUGGCAAGGGCUCCUAGUAGACUUGCAUCCUUCUUCUCUGGCACACAAGAUAAAUGUGGAGUCUGUAACAAAACCGCAUACCCGUUAGAGAAGGUGACUGUGGAGGGAGAAAUCUACCAUAAAUCCUGCUUCAAGUGUUCUCGUGGUGGUUGCUUCCUUACACCAUCGUCAUAUGCUGCAUUGGAUGGCAUCAUCUACUGCAAGCACCACUUUGCUCAGUUGUUCAAGGAGAAGGGCAGCUACAGUUAUCUUACCAAGGCGGCUUCUCUGAAGAAAAAUUCAACAGGAGCUUUACUCGAAGGAAUAUCUGAUGCUGAAUCCGAAUCAGAAUCAAAGCCAGAAGAUGAGCCAAAACCAGAAGCAGAAGCAGAGGCGGAAGAAAAAUCUAAUAAACCUUUUGCACAGGACCAGCAAUAGAAUACUCGCUGAACCUUCAGGGGACAUAGGGCUUUAUCCGAACUGGGUAUUGACCUUGUUCUGUUUUCGCUCUAGUCUCAUGAGGAAAGUUCCUGUGGCUCCAGGGUCUCCCAGUUCUUGGAUUUGCUAGCAAAUUCAAGUUGUUGGUUCAAAUUAAUGUCAUUCUAAUUGAUAUGAUUUUGGUUUACAUUUCAUGGAAAAUCAUCCUUGUAUGCAGACAAAUUUUGACUGUAAUGUGACCUAGGGGGGGUUUGUGUAAAUGGGCAAUCCUUUCAGAGUUCAUACUUUCACCGUUGCAUCGCCUUUGCAAUGAGAGGAAUCACUUUUUAAUUGCUUGAAAUGUUCGUUCAAAUCCCUACUUUCUCC
This is a messenger RNA of Durio zibethinus, 1482 nucleotides long. Its product is annotated as LIM domain-containing protein WLIM2b-like. NCBI's taxonomy places the organism in Eukaryota, Viridiplantae, Streptophyta, Magnoliopsida, Malvales, Malvaceae. The record is from RefSeq and is a predicted model, not a curated record.